AUGGAGAGCUACCUGAACCAGAACUUCGGUGGGGUGAAGUCGAAGAACUCGCCGGAGGAGUCGCUCCAGCGAUGGAGGAAGCUCGUCGGCGUCGUCAAGAACCCCAAGCGCCGCUUCCGCUUCACUGCCAACCUCUCCAAGCGCUCCGAGGCCGCCGCCAUGAUGCGGUCGAAUCAGGAGAAGUUACGAGUUGCCGUUCUGGUUUCAAAAGCUGCAUUGCAAUUUAUCCAUGGUAUCGCAUUGCAGAGUGAAUACACUGUACCUAAUGAAGUGAAGGAAGCAGGCUUCCAAAUUUGCGCUGAUGAACUGAGCUCCAUAGUUGAAGGCCAUGAUGUGAAGAAGUUGAAGAUACAUGGUGGUAUAGAUGGUGUUGCGGACAAACUCUCCACAUCCAUUACCAACGGUCUAACUACUGCUGACGAGAGUUUGAGACACAGGCAAAAUGUUUAUGGAGUGAAUAAAUUCACGGAGAGCGAGGUUCGGAGUUUUUGGGUAUUCGUCUGGGAAGCGCUUCAAGACAUGACUCUCAUGAUCCUUGCCGUGUGUGCUGUUGUUUCUCUAGUUGUUGGCAUUGCCACAGAAGGAUGGCCAAAAGGUGCACAUGAUGGCCUUGGAAUUGUCAGUAGCAUACUUUUAGUCGUCUUUGUGACUGCAACUAGUGAUUAUCGACAGUCUUUACAGUUCAGAGAUUUGGAUAAAGAGAAGAAGAAGAUAUCCAUACAGGUUACACGGGAAGGAUUUAGGCAGAAACUUUCAAUAUAUGAUCUACUUCCUGGUGAUAUAGUUCACCUUGCCAUUGGAGAUCAAGUUCCUGCUGAUGGGUUGUUUGUGUCUGGAUUUUCCUUGUUGAUUAAUGAAUCUAGUCUUACAGGAGAGAGUGAACCCGUUGCUGUGAAUGCUGACAACCCAUUUCUUCUCUCUGGAACUAAGGUCCAAGAUGGAUCCUGUAAAAUGCUAGUAACUACUGUUGGCAUGAGAACACAAUGGGGUAAGCUGAUGGCCACCCUCAGCGAGGGAGGAGAUGAUGAAACUCCAUUACAGGUCAAACUGAAUGGAGUUGCAACUAUUAUAGGGAAAAUUGGAUUGGCAUUUGCAGUUGUGACAUUUGCUGUGCUAGCUGAAGGACAACUUAGACGCAAGUUUCAAGAGGGUUCACACUGGACCUGGUCAGCAGAUGAUGCGUUGGAGUUGCUGGAGUAUUUUGCCAUUGGAGUCACUAUUGUAGUGGUUGCAGUUCCCGAAGGAUUGCCCUUAGCUGUAACCUUGAGCCUUGCUUUUGCCAUGAAGAAGAUGAUGAAUGAUAGAGCACUAGUCCGCCAUCUUGCUGCUUGUGAGACUAUGGGCUCAUCUACAUCAAUUUGCAGUGACAAGACAGGUACAUUAACAACCAAUCACAUGACUGUAGUGAAAGCUUGUAUAUGUGGAAGUAUCAAGGAGGUUGGUAAUCAUGAAGAGGUCAAAAUUAUGUGUUCCCAGGUUCCAGAUGUUGUUGUAAAAGUGCUCAUGCAAUCUAUCUUUAAUAACACUGGUGGAGAAGUUGUCAUCACCCAAUAUGGAAAGCUUGAAAUUCUUGGAACACCAACUGAGACUGCACUGUUGGAAUUUGGCUUGUCGCUUGGUGGGGAUUUCCAGGCUGUGCGCCAAGAAACUAAGCUUGUAAAAGUGGAACCAUUUAAUUCCAUGAAAAAGAGAAUGGGAGUGGUUAUCGAGCUUCCAGGAGGAGGAUGCCGGGCCCAUUGUAAAGGUGCUUCAGAAAUUAUAUUGGCAGCUUGUAGUAAAGUUUUAGAUCCUGCAGGUAAUGCUGUCCCACUUGAUGAAGCAACAGUUGGUCAUCUCAACGGUGUAAUUGAAAGUUUUGCUAACGAAGCACUUCGCACUCUCUGCCUUGCCUAUAUGGAAGUUGAGAAUGGUUUUGCAGCUGAUGAUCAUAUCCCUGUUGAUGGAUACACUUGUAUUGGAAUUGUUGGCAUCAAAGAUCCUGUCCGACCAGGUGUAAAAGAGUCUGUUGCAAUUUGUAGGUCUGCUGGAAUUACAGUUAGAAUGGUUACAGGGGAUAAUAUAAACACAGCAAAGGCUAUUGCUCGAGAAUGUGGUAUUCUUACUAAUGAUGGACAGGCUAUUGAGGGUCCUGAGUUCAGGAAUAAGAGUAUAGAGGAAAUGAGGGAUUUGAUUCCAAAACUUCAGGUAAUGGCUAGAUCUUCACCUCUCGAUAAACACACUUUGGUGAAGCAUCUGCGCACUGUGUUCUGUGAAGUUGUUGCUGUGACUGGCGACGGCACAAAUGAUGCACCAGCACUUCGCGAGGCUGAUAUUGGCCUUGCAAUGGGUAUUGCAGGGACUGAGGUAGCUAAAGAAAGUGCUGACGUUAUUAUUCUUGAUGACAACUUCUCAACUAUUGUAACUGUGGCAAAAUGGGGCCGGUCUGUAUACAUAAACAUUCAAAAGUUUGUACAGUUUCAGCUGACUGUUAAUAUUGUUGCUCUAAUAGUGAACUUCUCUUCAGCCUGCUUAACUGGACAUGCUCCCCUCACUGCUGUUCAACUGCUUUGGGUGAACAUGAUUAUGGAUACACUUGGGGCACUUGCAUUAGCCACUGAGCCACCUAAUGAUGAAUUGAUGAAAAGGACUCCUGUUGGAAGAAAAGGCAAUUUUAUUAGCAAUGCAAUGUGGAGGAACAUCGUAGGACAAUCCUUUUACCAGUUUAUAGUAAUAUGGUAUCUCCAGAGAGAGGGGAAAGUGCUGUUUCGACUUGAGGGCCCUGAAUCUGAUCUUGGACUAAAUACCCUCAUUUUCAAUUGCUUUGUCCUUUGUCAGGUGUUCAAUGAGAUCAGCUGCAGAGAGAUGGAAAAGAUAAAUGUUUUUCAUGACAUAUCAGAGAAUUAUGUAUUCGUGGCUGUCAUUUCUUGCACCAUCAUCUUCCAAUUCAUAAUUGUUCAGUUUCUUGGAGAUUUUGCAAGCACAACGCCAUUGACUUUAUCACAGUGGCUUGUCUGUGUGUUCAUUGGGUUUCUUGGUAUGCCCAUUGCUGCUGUCAUCAAAAUGGUGCCUGUGUAAUCCAAGUAAGGAAUCGGUGCCUUUGGAGAUAACCCUAUUUUUUUCGAAGUUUUUUUUUUCGUGAAACUACCUACCUCCAUGGGUUUUUGAUGAGGAGACCAUGGGGCCAGUUGCAUGAAAGUGAUAGAAAAACAUCAGAAUAAUUGUAACUUUCUUUUAUUGUUUUUUCCUCUUAAUCUUUAAGGCCUAGUUAACUUUGUGCUGUUGCUUGAAGGGCCUCUUGUUCAAAGGCAAACAUGUCCUUAUGAAGGGGUCUAUAUAAGGUCGAUGAUUUAUUUUCUUUCAUUCUGAAUUAUGAUUCUGUCUGUAUCUUUAUAUUAACCUAG
Messenger RNA from Musa acuminata subsp. malaccensis (wild Malaysian banana), 3380 nucleotides. RefSeq names its product calcium-transporting ATPase 10, plasma membrane-type. Gene Ontology annotation, molecular function: P-type calcium transporter activity; calmodulin binding; ATP hydrolysis activity. NCBI's taxonomy places the organism in Eukaryota, Viridiplantae, Streptophyta, Magnoliopsida, Zingiberales, Musaceae. Gene Ontology annotation, biological process: calcium ion transmembrane transport. Gene Ontology annotation, cellular component: plasma membrane; intracellular membrane-bounded organelle. The record is from RefSeq and is a predicted model, not a curated record.